This is a messenger RNA of Spizellomyces punctatus DAOM BR117, 712 nucleotides long. RefSeq lists its product as uncharacterized. The record is from RefSeq and is a predicted model, not a curated record. The transcript has 4 exons. NCBI's taxonomy places the organism in Eukaryota, Fungi, Chytridiomycota, Chytridiomycetes, Spizellomycetales, Spizellomycetaceae. The coding region runs from base 23 to 697 and encodes 224 amino acids. Gene Ontology annotation, molecular function: calcium ion binding.
GCCAAAAAUACAAAAACGUUGGAUGAUGUCCCAACUCCGUCCCCCACCACAAACAUUUUCUCGAUCUCGAACUCCAGAACCUCAUAGCCAGGGGUUUGCACGGAGGCGACCAUCUGUUGCUCCCCGGGCGAGCGUCACCAGUAAAGCUAGCAGAGAUGUAACUGUCGUGAACUUUAACGAGAAGCCUCGGGUGAAGGCUAGUAAGCGGCCGGGUGGACAAGACGUGGAAACAAAAGAUGGGAAAAAGUUUCAUUUAACGGAUGAAGAAUAUGAGUACUAUAAAGAGGCCUUCAAUCUAUUUGAUCGGGAUGGAAGCGGUGCAAUUGAUCUUGAGGAACUGGGAGCGGUCAUGUUGAGCAUCGGACUACAACCCACACAGGAGGAGCUGUUGAACAUGAUUGAGAAAGUCGACGAAGAUCAUACCGGAACGGUGGAAUUCGACGAAUUCCUCCAAAUGUCUCACGAAUGGAUGAUCCAAGGUCGCCUUGAGACCACCGAUCAAAUUCGCGAGGCCUUUGACCUCAUGGAUAUGGAUGGUAAUGGAUAUAUAUCCGCCGCAGAUUUGGCACGUGUGCUGGAAGGAUUGAACGAGGACAAGUCUGAUGAGGAAAUGCUGGAUAUGAUUAAAGAGUUUGAUUUAGAUGGUGACGGGCAAGUCGGAUUUGAUGAGUUUAUGGCAUUAAUCACCGAAAAGUAAAGAAUUAGUAGCGUC